CUAGCGGAGGUAUUUUACUUCAACGAGUUCCAAUUUCUGUUGUUAAAGACGUUUUUCCUGAUUCUAUUGUUUACAUUGUUAUUGAUUUUUAUUUCGUGGCGAGUGUACGGUAAUCGUAUCUCCGAAAGGUUCAUGAAACCAGCAACAUCAGCCACAAUAGAGCAACUGAAAGAAAGUGUGUCAAAAUUAAAACUCCCUAAAGAGCACACACCAAGAAUCUAAACAAGAUGGCCGAUCGAAUAAAGAAAUUCUUUCAAAAAAAGAAGGUUGAUGCCAAAUUCAAAAUGGCGGGGCCUGGCCAUAAAUUGAGCGAGUCUACAUUAAGUAGUCAGAGUUCUAAUGUGUCCAAGAAGGAUGCACCUGUAAAGAGGUCGGGAUUGUCGGAAGAAAGUAAGGUGGCUGCGGAAGCUGCUCUGCAGAGGUUGCAGUCGAAGAGGGAAAAUCCAUCUUUUAAUACUUCUUUGGCUGCUAUACAGGCACAAGUAAAAAAAGAGUUAGAAAACGAGCGAGCUAACGAGGCGGCGGCCGCGUCGGCUUCUAAAGCACCACCAUCAGAACAACCGAGGCGGGAGACAGUCGAAGACUUGCCUAGGAACUAUGCAGCUAGUGGGGUUUAUUUCAAAUGUCCACUCAUAAGCAACGAUAUACUCCCCCGGGACGAAUGGAAGAAGAAUAUCAAGACGUUUCUGUAUGAGCAGCUCGAAGAAGAGAGGGGGCUUACGGCCUGUCUUAUCAUACAGUCUUGUAACAACAAUAGGGAAAAGAUUGACACGUGUGUAGAAACACUGUGCAAGUACUUAGAGAACAUUAUAACACAUCCUGAGGAUGAGAAGUUUCAGAAAAUUAGGAUGAGCAAUAGAGCAUUCACAGAGCGCGUACAACCUAUAGAAGGAUCAAUGGAGUUGCUGAUAGCGGCCGGCUUCGAACAACAGAGAGUGACCAACGCAGACGGAGUGGAGGAGGACUACCUAGUGUUCCAGAAGGAAAAUGUGCCUACUGUUGAGAGUUUAGUGAAUCUAAUAGAAGCGCUUCGCACAGCGGAACCAAUACAAUUAGAAUUGGAUAGGAACCUGCAAGUGUUACUGCCUUCACAAGCGGCUAAUAAGGUGCAACUGCCGCCCUCGUUCUAUGCGUUAUCACCUGAGGAGAUUAAGAGGGAACAACAGUUAAGAGCCGAAGCAAUAGAAAGGAGUCAGAUGCUCAGAACUAAAGCGAUGAGAGAGAAGGAUGAGAUCAGAGAGAUGCGUAAAUAUAAGUUCGCUAUCAUCAGGGUACGCUUCCCAGAUGGGAUUUUGUUACAGGGUACAUUCUCAGUGUACGAACGCUACACGGAGAUACACGAGUUCGUCCGAGAAAACCUCGAACACGAUCUUCCCUUCGUGCUCAACACUCCCACAGGUCAUAAGCUAAUACCCGACGAAGACGCAAAUAAGACCCUUAUUGACCUACGAAUCGUACCAGCCACAAUACUCACUUUCGCUUGGCACUCUUCAGUCGCCGAACAAAUACACAACAGCCCAAAUAAAGAUGUCUUUUUGAAGCCAGAAGUCAUGGUUUUGGUGCAAGAAGUGUAAGGUAUAUUGUUAUUGAUGAUCCAAGGCUUUGAGACAAAAUGGCCCCUUUGAAGUCACAGAUUGGGUAACUAAUGGAGAUCUCAAAUGCAAAGCGAAAAAUACUUGAAAUCGUCUAACUUAUAAAAUUACUAACUUUUUAAUCUUGAUUAAUUUAUUUUAAGCAACUGCUGGGCCAUUUUGUACUAAAGCCUUUUUGUUGUAUGCAAAGAGUUUUAAUUUAAGUACCCUUAAUAAAACGACUGUUGACUUAUUGAUGUUUAAAACUUGUAGUUCUAUGGCUGAUUAUUUGGCUCAAAGUCAAUGUUGAGAGUAAUUAACAAAUGAAUUAUCAGUUUCUGAGGUUUCGUUUUAGUUUACCUUACAAGCAUUUUUGUGAUCAUAAAGUGUUCUAUACCAAUUGCCACUACUUCUUUUGACACAGUGUAACCUGUAUGGUACUUUCUGAUCAAUAUACGGCUAUUAAACGGCUAUUAAACCAAAUACAUACAUAGUAUAUCUUAUUCUGUUAUAUGCUUAGACACUGGUGCUCUCUUUCAACAGUAACAUGCAUUAAGGAAAUUCAAAGUGAUUUUUGUGGAAAUCGAACUUAAAAUACCAUUGACCGUCUAUUUUUAUACUUAUUGCAUACUUCAUUUGUUAAUUACUCCGUGCCACAAGCCGUAGAACUAUAGAGUAGGUCCUCUUCUGUAUGAAGCAUUAUAUCCUAGAUUCGAGUUAGUGAGAGUAUUGGUAAUGUACAUUGCAUUUGCAUCAUUAGUUCUUUAUGAUUACAUGCUGACUUUUGAGAAAAAAAUAAUUUGAAUUAUUACAUUUUUUAAGUACCUAUCAUGUCAUUGAACAUCCUUGGCAGUCGUUACGGGUAGUCAGAAAGUCUGACCAAGGGGUAUUGGGUUGCCUACUGGGUUGAGGGGGUCAGAUAGGGCAGUCGCUCUUUGUAAAGCACUGGUACUCAGCUACAUCCGGUUAGACUGGAAGCCGACCCCAACAUAGUUGGGAAAACGGCUCGGAAGAUGGAAGAUGAUGUACAUACUACAAUUAUAAUAACAAUAAAUAAAAAUCUAACCACCGCGAAAAUACAGUUUUAGAUAACAUCAAGUAUUUUAUGUUCAACUAUAUAGCGACAAAAUAUACCUUUACCUCAUAUAAUUUAAAAUGCUAUUUAACCAACUACCCAAGAAAGAGGUUUGUAUGUUUUUAAGUACAUGUAUGUUUUAAAAGUCAGUAUGUAUAUCAGAUCUUAUGUCGCACUAUAUCCAGACAUAUUCUUGAAAAAAAGCCUGAUUCAAUGUGAAACUUGUGAUAAGCGAACUGAAAGUUGCAUAUUUAUGUAUGUGUAUGUAAUUGAAAAUUAUUUAAAUAAAUGUAUUGUAAAUUAUGGAAUA
This is a messenger RNA of Helicoverpa armigera (cotton bollworm), 2956 nucleotides long. RefSeq names its product UBX domain-containing protein 6 (gene Gint3). The transcript is spliced from 9 exons. Gene Ontology annotation, molecular function: protein binding. The coding region runs from base 228 to 1574 and encodes 448 amino acids. Gene Ontology annotation, cellular component: cytoplasm. The record is from RefSeq and is a predicted model, not a curated record. NCBI's taxonomy places the organism in Eukaryota, Metazoa, Arthropoda, Insecta, Lepidoptera, Noctuidae.